GGUCCCAUGGAGCAGAAGACGAGUCGUGUCCCAAGGAGCAGAAGCCGCGGCGUCCAGAAGUGGUGGCGCGGUCCCAGCGAGCUUGGGAGAAGCCGUGGUGGUUUCCACGUGAUGGGGGAGCAGGAGGCAGGUCUCUGCGGUUCAUCUCGGUUGCUCCACAUGACACUGUUUCAUCAUUUUGGUGGCCGAAGAAUAUUCCUUAGUGUAUGCAUACGAGAGUUUCUUUAUCCCUCUGUGGAUGGACAGAGGGAGUCUUGCUCUGUCACCAGGCUGGAGUGCACUGGCCCAUUUUUGACUUCCUGCAACCUCCGCUUCCUGGAUUCAAGCGAUUCUUCCUCCUACGCCUCCGGAGGAUCUGGGACCACAGACAUAUACCAAGACAGUCGGGGAGGAAAUUAUAUGAUAUGUGGGAUUUGCUAUAAAAUCGUGAGAGGAAGAGGAGAAGCAUGUAGGAGUAUACAUGUAAUGAGAUUGGCCAUCAGCAUCAUUUCAGGAUGAGCAUUUCGUGUCAAGUGGAUUCAAGGAACAGUGUAAAGGAUCCAUGGCCUCAGUCACCAUGAAGACCCUCCCAAGAGCCAACCGUCCUGGGCCCAUAUAAAUGAAUGGAGACAUGGAAGUCACCCUUACAAGGCCUAGAACCUGACAGAGCAUACAAGACAGAAGCCCAAAUAACUAAGAACAGGAAGCUAAAGUCCCCUUGUAGGUCACUCAUGGGGAAUUGCCUAGACCCUGGGUCUUGUACCUCGUGCCAGCAGGGAGUGGCGCCGUCUUGUGAAUGUGAGACUCAGUCUGCGGCAGCUGCAGCACCAGCAUCCACCACUGCAGAGCCUGCCGUGUUACAUCCAGGAGUGGCGCAGGUCCAGCAUGUGCAGCCCAUCAAGUCAAAGCGGCGCAAAGGUUUGGCUGGCCGCAUCAGGAGCCGGGUACGAAAAAAAUGGAAGUGUAAGAAAAUUUGCCCCAUUGUAAAUGAAGCUCCUGUUCAAGACCCAAAGGGGUGCACAAGUCAAAAGCUUCAGGAGGAGAUGUCACCUGACUUAGAAAACGCUACAAGUGAAUAUCACCACACUCCUGUUGACAACCCAGAGGAGUGUACACUUGGCAGUGAGGAGGAGGAGGUGGCCUCUGAUACGGAGAAGCCUGCGACCCUCUUUCACCGCCGUCCUGUUGAGAUACUACAGGACCUCAUAAUAGAAGACAUCGAAGAUUCCGAGAUGCCCCCUGAUGUGGAGGAGCGUGCGGCCCAGUAUCACCAUCGUCCUGUUGAGAUACUACAGGACCUCAUAAUAGAAGACAUCGAAGAUUCUGAGAUGCCCCGUGAUGUGUAUGCAAAUCCUGCGGUAGAAGAAACAAUGGGCUAUCAGUCAGUUUCCAACCAGAGACGACGACACUCUUCCAUGGCCCGGACACAUUUCAUGAUAAUUGAGGCGCCCAUCACCAAGGCAAUCAGUAUGAUCAACACUGCCCGGGAAAGCAGUCCCAUGGCUGUGACAGAAGCCCUAGACCGUGUGCUGGAAAUUCUAAGAACCACUGAACUAUAUGCACAACAGCUUCGUGUUAAGGAUGAUGAUCCUCAUGCCAGUGACCUUGUUGAGGGCUUAAUGUCUGAUGGUUUACGAAGACCAUCAGGGAAUGAAUAUGUUCCUUCAACAAAAAACAUUCAAAUGGUUUCAGGGACUAUAACUCCCAUCUCCCUGGAUGAUGUCCCACCACGGAUAGCUCGGGCAGUGGCCAACGUGGAAUCCUGGGACUUUGACAUUUUUGAAUUGGAGGCUGCCACCCACAAUAGGCCUUUGAUAUAUCUGGGUCUCCACAUCUUCGUUCGAUUUGAAAUCUGUAAGUUCUUACGCUGCUCCGAGUCAACGCUAAGUUCGUGGUUAGGAAUUAUUGAAGCGAAUUAUCAUUCUUCCAAUCCCUACCACAAUUCUACGCAUGCUGCAGAUGUGCUUCAUGCCACUGCCUAUUUUCUCUCCAAGGAGAGGAUAAUGGAAACUUUCAAUCAAUUUGAUAAGGUGGCUGCACUCCUUGCAGCCACGAUUCACAACUUGGAUCACCCUGGGAGAACCAACUCCUUUCUAUGUAAUUCUGGAAGUCAGUUGGCCAUUUUGUAUAAUGACAUAUGUGUGCUAGAGAGACACCAUGCAGCCUUGGCCUUCCAACUGACCCUCGGAGAUGAUAAAUACAACAUAUUUAAAAAUAUGGAUAGGGAUGACUAUUGGACACUGCGCCAGGGGAUUAUUGACAUGGUCCUAGCCACAGAAAUGACAAAUCACUCUGAGCAUGUCAACGAAUUUGUCAACAGCAUCAACACAACCUUGGCAACACUAGAAGAAAAUGGGGAAACUGAUGAACGUCUGGAAGCCAUAAACAAUAUGCUUAGGAUUCCAGAGAAACGGACUCUAAUGAAACGAAUGCUGAUUAAAUGUGCUGAUUUGUCCAAUCCCUGCCGACCCCUGCAGUACUGCAUCGAGUGGACUGCACGCAUUUCAGAAGAAUAUUUUUCUCAGACUGAUGAGGAGAAGCAGCGGCACUUACCUGUGGAGAUGCCACGUUUUGACAGAAAUACGUGCAGCAUCCCCAAGUCCCAAAUCUCCUUCAUUCGUCAGAUUAUCAAAUACAUGUUUGUUGCUUGGAACGCCUUUGUAGACCUGCCAGAGUUAAUGUGGCAUCUGAACCGCAACCUUCAAUAUUGGAGGGGACUGGACAGAAUGAUGCUGCGGGGCCUUCGACCACCUCCUUUAUAGUGAGAGACACCACCCAGAGCCCUGAAGCUUUGUUUAUUACAUAAAAUUUUAAAAUGAUUAUUAAUACAGUUAUUAAAAUGUUUUAUUUAUUUUCUAUGAACUUAAAAAUACUUCAAAGCCAAUUUCAAAUACUAUGACCAUACUUACAUGAUUCACAUUCAUUAUGCAUUACUGGGUAUACACACUUAUUUUCAUAAUGCAAAUUAAUAUAAAAUGACAUUUUUACUGCACUACAGAAAUGUUUCUGUAUGUUAAACUUUUUGAUUGAGGCUAAUUGGAAAAAGCUGGAGUCUUAAUGUAAGCGCUAAAGAAGGCUGCUUCUACUGUGAAGAAACCAGGGCUCUGAAGCAGCUUGAGCCGCUUACUGAAUUUCACAGACAACUCCCCUGGGUCAAAUUAAGACUCUUCUUGGUUUGCAAAGAAAACUUUUUUCUAAAAUUUUAUAAUUCAAUUUCCAAAAGUUGACCCUAUUAUACACUGUUUCUACAAAAUAUUUCUUAUAAAAACAAAGAACAAAAAUGGAAUGCUUAAUGAAUUCACAUUUUAUAACCAACCUGUUUUUAUCUGCAGUGGGAAUCUUCGAUGCCAGAAAUUUAUAAAGAGGUUCUGUAUCUUCACACUUUGAAUAAGCAUACCAUAAAAUAAUGACACUUGACAUGUCAGCAUGUUUGUCAUUUCACAUUAAACUCAAUUUGUUUUUUCCCAGAUAAAAAUGAAAUUAAACCAUUUCUUUUUAAGAAA
This is a messenger RNA of Callithrix jacchus (white-tufted-ear marmoset), 3482 nucleotides long. Its product is annotated as high affinity cAMP-specific and IBMX-insensitive 3',5'-cyclic phosphodiesterase 8A. Lineage: Eukaryota; Metazoa; Chordata; Mammalia; Primates; Cebidae. Gene Ontology annotation, molecular function: 3',5'-cyclic-nucleotide phosphodiesterase activity. The record is from RefSeq and is a predicted model, not a curated record. Gene Ontology annotation, biological process: signal transduction.